Trematomus bernacchii (emerald rockcod) is the source of this 3205-nucleotide messenger RNA. It is a transcript of the gene evla, whose product is annotated as Enah/Vasp-like a. Gene Ontology annotation, biological process: actin polymerization or depolymerization; protein homotetramerization; positive regulation of actin filament polymerization. Gene Ontology annotation, molecular function: actin binding; profilin binding; SH3 domain binding. The record is from RefSeq and is a predicted model, not a curated record. The transcript is spliced from 14 exons. NCBI's taxonomy places the organism in Eukaryota, Metazoa, Chordata, Actinopteri, Perciformes, Nototheniidae. Gene Ontology annotation, cellular component: cytoskeleton. Bases 337 to 2403 code for a protein of 688 amino acids.
GACUAUGGACUGAGGGAGGCGGCGGCUGACGACCACCUUUCACCGGCUUCUACCGAGCACGAGCCCCGGCGGAAUAUGGACUUAAGGAACGGCGGCGGCGCGUGGGGACAACAGAGACAACGGAACACAAAGCGCACGGGAGGAAACGCUCGUGUCCUCGCUUAGCGUUUCUGCAUCAUCGGUAUUAUCUCUACAGACGAACAUAAAGGGACACAAAGUGGGAGCUGGCGGGCUGACGCAAAGCCUCGCGGGCUGUAUAAAGUGAACAAUAAGCGGACUGUUGGUUCUAUUCACCGGCCUCCUCUGUGGCAUCAUCUCUGAAUCAAAGACGAGAGAAUGAGUGAACAGAGUAUCUGCCAGGCGCGGGCCUCAGUGAUGGUCUACGACGAUGCCAGUAAGAAGUGGGUGCCCAUCAAGCCCGGGCAGCAGGGCUUCAGCCGCAUCAACAUCUACCACAACACUGCCAACAACACCUUCAGGGUGGUGGGCGUCAAACUGCAGGACCAGCAGGUGGUCAUCAACUACUCCAUAGUGAAGGGUCUGAAGUACAAUCAGGCCACCCCGACCUUCCAUCAGUGGCGUGACGCCCGCCAGGUUUAUGGGCUGAACUUCGCCAGUAAGGAGGAGGCCACCACCUUCUCCAACGCCAUGCUGUUCGCCCUCAACGUCCUCAGCUCACCGGACUGUGGAGCUCCAGUCGUCCAGCGCCAAAAUGGACCUACCUCGGAGGAAAACGAGGCACAGAGGAGGAUGAUGGAGCAGCACCAGAUGCAGGCGCACAAGGAGAGGGAGCGACGGACGUCAGGAUCAGUCGUUUCCACUCUCCAAUAUAAAGUGUCCACCCCUCCCAUCCACCCAGACACCCCUCCCGAGUACAGACAGUACAGAGCUAGCACACUGCCGCCUUCCUACGCCCGCGUGGCCUCCUCUCCUCCCUCCUCCGCCUCCUCCUCUCCCUCUCAGGAGAGAGAGGUGGGGGCAGCUAGGGACAGAGCCCAGCUCUCUUCCCAGCUCUCCACCUCGCUCGCCUCAGCCUUUUCCCCCGUCCAGUCAGGAUUGGCCACCAUGGGCCGUCAGAUCCGUCAGAUCCCCCUGUCUCCCCCCUCAGCGGCCCGCCACCUCCACCACCAGCAGCAGCAGCAGCAGCAGGACAUGAUGCUGCCCCCUAAACACGGCACCUGGUCCGCCUCCCAGCUGCAGCAAAUGUACGCCCAGUAUGCCCCCUCCGCCUCCCCUCCAGUUAUGAUGGCCAUGCCUGUGAAGCAGGGUCCUCCCCAGCAGCCCUCCAUCCCUCUGGCUCACUCCCUGCCGCCCCUGAGCACGAGGAUGAAGCCCCCGCCCCUUGACCCAAACACCAUGGCAGGCCAUCACCAGUACCAGCACCCACCCCACCCUCACUCCAACGGCCAGCCAGACGGCUCCUACUCUCCCCACUCUCAGCAUCUGCCCCUCACCCCGCAGUACUGCGAGGCGGUCCCCCUCCCUCCUCUGACAGCUCAGACAGCCCCAGGCCCCCCCCCCAGCCACCAGACCCAGUACCCAUCCACCUUCCACCCUCAGCAGCAACUGCAUCCACAACAACAGCAGCAGCAGCAGCAGCAGGUGUACCACCAGCAGCCCCCUUCCACCACUUCCUACUCCUCCUCCUCCUCCUCACCCCCCUCUUACAAUGCCUUUCACUCUGACGGGGGCUCGCCCAAGAAGACCCCCUCCCCUGUCCCCCAGCAGGCCCCCAUGGUCACCAGCAGCCCCCCUGUCUCUGCAGGUCACCCUGCCAUGCUCUCUGUGGCCCCUCCUCCCGCUGCAGUGCCACCACCCAUGGCUGGUCCUCCAGCUCCGCCACCGCCACCGGGCCCCCCGCCCCCUAUGGCGGUGCCCCCACCAAUGCCCCCUCCCCUGCCCACUGGUGGAGGGCCUCCCGGGGGCCCGCCUGGGGCCCAACUCCAAGCCUCAGGACUCGCUGCCGCACUGGCCGGAGCCAAACUACGUAAAGUCCAAAGGGAUGAGAGCAGUCCGCCUGGGUCUAGUGGCAAAAGUGACUCCAACCGGUCUAGUGGUGGUAGCGGAGGCGGGGGAGAGGGACUGAUGCAGGAGAUGAAUGCCAUACUAGCUCGCAGACGGAAAGCUUCAGAGAAACCUGAUGAAGACGACUCUAGUGGUAGAGGGCCAGGUCAACAGAACUCAACAGAUGCUGUGAAGAAGCCAUGGGAACGAUCCAACUCUGCAGAAAAGUCCUCACUGGUGUCCAGAGUGAGACCCAUCGGCAGCACUAGUGAAUCAGACACAGAAUUCGACAGGAUGAAACAGGACAUUUUGGAUGAAGUUGUACGCGAGUUGCAUAAAGUGAAAGAUGAAAUCAUUAAUGCCAUCAGACUAGAAAUCGGCAGAAUCGGCACAUCCUAGUCUCAUGUGAGCAGCAGUAGAGGAGAGCGAGAGGAGGAAGAGGAGGAGGAGGGAGGAGGAAGAUGGACGGACAUGCAGAUGCACAGACACGAGGACCCGGGGAAUGUUCUCUCAAUGUUUCUGUGACCUCGCGACUCCACGAUGCAAGUUGCAGAGAUGUUGUGCCAACAUUUAAGUCUGCUGGACAGCGAAAAAUGGAAGAAAGAAACAGAGAAAGGGUUAACGGGUCAGAGGAUCAGAAGGAUGGAUACAGAAAGUUUGAAAGGACUGAUGAACUCAAAUCGAGGAUGAAAAAUAAAUUAAAAAGAUGAAUUGAGGGACGGGCGGACAAUAGUGCGGAGUCCAGUGUUUUGGUCCUCUCUGUGCACCUAAAGACUCAGUCAGCCCAGUGUUGCAACUCUUUGUUCUCUGUUCAGUCUUAAGAAGAAAAUAUUUUUGUUUUCUAAGUUUUUACUGUUUUAUUAUUUAAAAACUGUGGUGAUAAUGAUGAUGCUGUCGAUGACAAUGAGUAUUUUAUUGAUAUUAUAGAAGGAGAAAGGAAUCUUGCACACCAUUUACGUCAGCCUUUUAUAUUUUCUUUUAUGUUUUUCUAUUUAGUUUAUCCCUUACUAUUUCAUAAUUACAAGCACAAUAUGGGCAUAAUGGUUCUGCAGAUUCACCUGCCCUCGACUGGCAUACUUAAAAAAGAAAAAAAAGAAAAGGUUUUUUUGACCUUGUUCAUACUGGUUUUCUGUGUCUUAUCUUGUCUCUCCAGAGAUUUUGGAAACAUGUUAUUGUUUAAGCCACAAUAAGCCACUUUAAA